Tribolium madens (black flour beetle) is the source of this 930-nucleotide messenger RNA. It is a transcript of the gene tsu, whose product is annotated as RNA-binding protein 8A. The transcript is spliced from 4 exons. Gene Ontology annotation, cellular component: nucleus; cytoplasm; exon-exon junction complex. Bases 306 to 800 code for a protein of 164 amino acids. Gene Ontology annotation, biological process: RNA splicing. The record is from RefSeq and is a predicted model, not a curated record. Lineage: Eukaryota; Metazoa; Arthropoda; Insecta; Coleoptera; Tenebrionidae. Gene Ontology annotation, molecular function: mRNA binding.
UUUAGUUUGUAUUGUUGGUUGUCUAAAUAUAGAAGAAAUGCUUACAAAUAUCUUUAAUGAGGAAUGGUACGUAUUGUAGAUGUUUAAAAUUAAUUAACACUCAAAAAUCUUCGUUUUACUCUAACACUGUGUACUACAAUUUCAAUUUUAAAAUUCAUAAUAAAAAAUUGGGAAAUUACCAUUGCGCCUGCGCACCUGUCAAUGUCAACGUUUAAACGUCAGUGGAGCAUUUCUAAUUUUUGCUGAAAAUCGUUUAUUAAAUAUAAUUAAACGUAUCCAGUGUUGUUAUUCUGAAUAAAGUGGUGAUGGCUGAUGUUUUGGACAUUAACGACUCCGUCGAAUUGGACGUAGAAGACGAGGGAGAUCAAAGCGUUUUGCGGCUAAAAGAUAAAGUUGUAAAGCGAAAAGGUCGAGGUUUUGGGCCUGGAGAAGCCAAAGAACAUGAGAAAAUUCGUGGAUAUGAAAGCAUAGACCCAGGGGAUCACGGGGAUGAACCCGGACCACAGAAAUCCGUGGAGGGAUGGAUUUUAUUUGUGACUUCGGUACAUGAGGAGGCCAGUGAGGAUGAUUUGAGUGAGAAAUUUUCCGAGUUUGGCGCUAUUAAAAAUAUAAGUAUCAACUUGGAUCGGCGGACGGGAUUUUUAAAAGGAUAUGCUUUGAUUGAAUAUGGAACAUAUGAGGAAGCUUCCGCCGCCAGAGAAACAUUGAAUGGUUCUUUAUUGUUAGGACAAACAAUUGGGGUUGACUGGUGCUUUGUCAAAGGGCCAAAAAAGUCAAAGAAACGUGCAAGGAGGCAUUGAAUAUAUCUAAGUUAUUUGUAAUUGAAUUUUCCAUUUACAGUAAGUUCUUAAGGUCACAGAAAUAAGGUUCUUUGCUGUACAUUCUUUAUGACACUCAGUAAGUAAUAAAUUGUCCGUUUUCUACAUAUAA